Messenger RNA from Myotis brandtii (Brandt's bat), 420 nucleotides. Its product is annotated as probable RNA-binding protein 18. The record is from RefSeq and is a predicted model, not a curated record. Gene Ontology annotation, molecular function: RNA binding. NCBI's taxonomy places the organism in Eukaryota, Metazoa, Chordata, Mammalia, Chiroptera, Vespertilionidae. Bases 1 to 420 code for a protein of 139 amino acids. The transcript is spliced from 2 exons.
AUGGAAGCAGAAACCAAAACUCUUCCCCUGGAGAACGCAUCCAUCCUGUCAGAGGGUUCCCUACAGGAAGGGCACCGGUUAUGGAUUGGCAAUCUGGACCCCAAAAUCACAGAAUACCACCUGAAGCUCCUCCAGAAGUUUGGCACAGUAAAGCAGUUCGACUUCCUUUUCCACAAGUCAGGUGCUUUGGAGGGACAGCCCAGAGGGUACUGUUUCAUUAACUUUCAAACCAAGCAGGAAGCAGAACAAGCCAUCCAGUGUCUCAAUGGCAAGCUGGCUCUGUCUAAGAAGCUGGUGGUGCGAUGGGCCCAUGCUCAAGUCAAGGUUUACCAUGAAACUUGCAACCACGGAAGCAGCAGGCAGCAACAGCUCAGCCUGGGCUUACCUCCUGAACCUGUCUCCAACCCCCAUUUUCUCUGA